AUGGCCGCCACCACCACCAGAAGCCGGGCAGCUUCCACCACGCUCCUCCUGCUGCUGUGCGCCGCCGCCUUGCUCGCGUCCGGCGCCACGGCGGCCGACGACAACGGGUUCACGACGUUCAAGCUCUACUUCCACGACAUCGUGGCGGGCACGUCGUCCCCAACAGCCGUCCGCAUCGCGCAGGCGGCGUCGUCCAACACCUCGUCGACCUCCUUCGGCGCCGUGGUGGCCAUCGACGACCCGCUCACCACGGGCCCGACGAGCGCGUCGGGCACCGAGAUCGGCCGCGCGCAGGGCACCUACACGUUCGCGGACCAGAAGACGUUCGGCCUCCUGAUGGUGAUGAACUUCGUGUUCACGGGCGGGGAGCACAACGGCAGCACGCUCUCCAUCGUGGGGCGGAACGAGGUGCUCAGCGACGUCCGCGAGAUGAGCAUCGUCGGCGGCAGCGGCAAGUUCCGCAUGGCGCGAGGGUACGUGCAAGCGCACACCAUCGACUCCGGCGCCACCUCCGGGGAGACCGUCGUCCAGUACACCGUCAACGUCAAGGCCUAG
Messenger RNA from Miscanthus lutarioriparius, 555 nucleotides. The record is from the annotation of a GenBank genome assembly. Lineage: Eukaryota; Viridiplantae; Streptophyta; Magnoliopsida; Poales; Poaceae.